UCCUGACAUUUUCUAUCUGCGUGGGAAUCCACGCUAUCCUCGGGAGUGAUUUAAAGACAGAGGGCAGCAGAGCUCCUAAACCCGACUGCUCGGGAUGUGUUCGGCACUGAGGAGUUUCUGAUACUCUCCAGCCGUCUGAGGGGGAUUUGCAUGGCUUUAGAACUCACGCAGUAAGACUUUCUGCGCUUCUUCAAUCGCUGGGCAGUAGCGCGUCAAGGAAAGUUAGUGGCACUUUGCGCGCAUAGCGAGUUUUUGGAUUGUUAUUCCAAUGGUUGACAAGUCGUUGGAUGAGGAGGUGAGCAUGCUGUAAUACAUGAAGAUGCGGCAGAGGUCGUGGCCCUUUAAAUGGUUGGGAAUAGGCAUUGGCGUUCUUCUGCUCACAGCUGCAAGCUAUUCUCAAGAUUCAGAAGACUGGCAGUAUGAGGAGUGCAAGCUCUCCAGAACAGGCCCUCCUGCAACCAUUGUAGCCAUAGAUGAGGAGAGUCCUAAUGGAACCCUUCUGGUGGAGAACAUGCAUAUAAACGGGAGAGCAGAAGACCCUGGCAGGACCAUCUCUUUAUCUCUACGGGACAACUACGACUACUGGGUCAUUCUGGACCCGGUCAAGCAAUGCCUGUAUCUCAACAGCACCGGACGAGUUCUGGACCGAGAUCCUCCCUCCUACAUUCAGUCCAUUGUGGUGCAGGUUCAGUGUACUAAUGAGCUUGUUGGCACGGUGAUCCUACACGAGGUGCGGAUAGUGGUACGGGAUCGAAAUGACAACACCCCACGCUUUCAGCAGCCACGCUACUAUGUAGCGAUUAAUGAGCUAACGCCUGUCGGAACCACCAUCUUCUCAGGUUUUACAGGGAACAAUGGGGCUGUUGACAUUGAUGAUGGUCCUAAUGGACAAAUUGAAUACACCAUUCAGUACAACCCUAAAGAUCCGACCACAAACAGGACAUUCGACAUCCCUCUCACCCUGUCUGGAUCAGUGGUUCUAAGAGAGAGGCUGAAUUAUGAAGAGAUCACACGCUACCUGGUCAUCAUUCGGGCCAAUGACCGAGCUCCGAACCCAAAGGACCGGCUCACCGCCACCACCACGCUCACAGUGGAUGUGUUGGAUGGGGAUGACCUGGGCCCAAUGUUUCUGCCUUGCAGCCUGGUAGACAACACCCGUGACUGCAAACCUCUUACAUACCGUGCCAGCAUCCUGGAGCUUACAGAUCCGAGCCGCAUAAAUCCUGUCAACGUGACUCCUCCCAUUCAAGCUGUGGAUCAAGACCGAAACAUCCAACCUCCAUCAGAACGCCCAGGAAUCCUGUACUCGAUUCUCAUCGGGAAACCUGUGUCAUAUGCAGUGUAUUUCUCCUUGAAUCAGACCACAGCUGAGCUCCAGCUCCUGAAGCCCAUCAACAGGGAACAGUACCAGCAUUUCAACUUGGUAAUCAAGGCAGAGCAGGAUAACGGACACCCUCUUCCGGCGUUCGCUAAUCUCCACAUUGAGGUGCUUGACGAGAACAAUCAAGCGCCGUACUUCCAGGUGGCCACUUAUCAUGGAUUCAUCUCGGAGGCUGCUCCGCUGGGCACAACUAUCUCGAGCAGUGCAAAUCUCUCCACCCCCCUCACCAUUAUCGCCCUGGAUAAUGACAUUGAGGAGACGAAAGAUCCCAUGGUGCACAUCUCUCUGGACAACUACAACAGCAUCUUUGCAGUGACGCCCAGUGGGAUCGCACGCUACCUGACACUACUGAGGCCCGUGGACCAUGAAGAACAGCCGAGUUAUGCCUUCAUGAUGACUGCCUCAGAUGGAGUUCAGGAGAGCUUUCCAGUCACUGUCAAUAUCACUGUGAUUGACGCCAAUGACAACACGCCUGCCUUCCCCAACGUCUCCUAUAGUGUGAAUGUUUAUACAGACAUGCAGCCUGGAGACACAGUCUUACAGCUGACAGCAGUGGAUGCUGAUGAGGGUCCCAAUGGGUUGGUGAGCUACAAAAUCUUGGCGGGGGAUCAGGGACAUUUCACCAUCAAUGACUACACAGGAAUAAUCACUGUGCUGCCCAGUGUAAACCUGACCGUGGGCCGCUCCUAUGCCCUCACCGUUAGGGCCUCUGACAACGGCCCUGCAUCCCAGAGAAGAAGUUCCAUCACUACGGUGUAUAUCGAAGUGCUGCCCCCCAACAAUCAGAGUCCUCCCCGUUUCCCUCAGCUCAUAUACAGCCUGGAGGUCAGUGAGGCCAUGAGGACUGGAGCCACACUGCUUAAUAUACAGGCAACCGACCGUGAAAGAGAUCCCAUUACAUAUACCAUCCUCAGAGGAGAUCCAAGCCACGUCUUUGAAGUCUCCCAAACGUCUGGCAUGUUGUUGUUGGCGAAGACGCUGGACAGAGAGAUCACAGAUCACUACAUGCUAACGAUCACGGCCUCCGAUGGUAAACCAGAUGGGACCUCGACUGCUACAGUGAAUAUAGUGGUGACUGAUGUCAAUGAUAACGACCCUGAGUUCGAUCCUCUGCUCCCCCUUAAUCUCACAGUUCAAGAGGGAGAGGUGAAUGCUUUUGUGGGUCAAGUAAAGGCUACUGAUCUGGACCUGGGCGUUAACGGACAGGUCCGAUACCAACUGGUCAGUCACAGAGAUCUCUUCAGGAUCAGCACUAAUGGCAGCAUCUUCACAGCUGUGCCUCUGGACCGUGAGGAAAGGGCUCAGUAUGAUUUGGUCGUGCAGGCUUCAGAUGGGGCCAAGGACCCUCGCCGGACCACUGUCACACUCUCCAUUAAAGUGUUGGACGUGGAUGACAACAGCCCAGCCUUCUCACAGCCUGCAUAUCAUGUCACACUGCCAGAAAACAGCCCAGUGGGCAUGAUCAUCCUCAAUAUCAGUGCACUGGACCCUGAUCUGGAUGCCAAUGUCACGUACCGUAUCAGGACCGAUGAGGCCAGAGAGCUGUUUGCAGUGAACUUUCUUACUGGAGAGCUGAAGGUGCUUCACUCACUUGAUUUCGAGAAACUCUUACCGAAUGGGACAACAUGGACCUUCGUGGUGGAGGCUGUGGAUGGAGGAAGCGGCAAAAUGCCACCGGGGUUGGCCUCUGUUACUGUCACUGUAUUGGACAUGAACGACUUCCCACCAGUGUUCACGCAAAUGCUGUACCAGGGAAUGGUGGCACCCAACGCAAUCAAAGGGACCAUAGUGACCACCGUACAUGCUGAGGACCUGGACCCACUGAGUACAGCGGCUAGUCGAGUUCACUAUAAAGUGGAUUUGGAGAAGUUUCCUUAUAGCACUAGUAUCUUCGAUGUGGACGAGACCUCGGGCAAUGUUCUCACCAAGGUCAAUCUGAAUGAGGAGCCCAACACUAAAUUCAGUUUGGCAGUUAUUGCCUACGAUGACGGGGAGCCGAUAAAGUUCAAUAAGACUCUGGUGGAGAUCACUGUCCUGCAGCCGUCCAUCAUCCCUGUGUUCACGCAGGAGGACUACAGGUUCCCUCCGGUCAGCGAAAAUGCCCCCGUGGGAACAGUGGCAGGAGUCAUCUUGGCAGCUGCCAUAAACCAGACCAUCGUCUACUCCAUCAUUGAAGGAAAUGAAGACGGUGAAUUCUUUGUGAACAACAUCACUGGAGUUAUAAGCACCGCCAAGCCACUGGACUACGAGAGCAACAGCAGUUACGUCCUCCGUGUGGAAGCUGACUCCAUGAGGGUGGUGUCGUCCAACCUACGAGCCCCAUCCAAAAGCAACACAGCAAAGGUCUUCAUUUAUGUGCAAGAUGAGAACGACCAUCCUCCUGAGUUCACUAAGCCCUUUUACCUCGGUGGGGUUGCAGAGGAUGCCAAGACCUUCACCUCUGUUUUACAGGUCCAGGCUGUGGAUAAAGACACAGGGAAUUAUAGCGCCAUGCUGUACAGGCUGAUUAUCCCCCCAACUACUGACGGCAAAGACGGCUUUGUUAUUGAGCCCUUCACAGGAGUAAUUAAGACAGCCAUCAUGUACAGAAACAUGCGGCGCUCCUACUUCAAAUUUGACGUGGUUGCUACCGACGACUACGGGGCGGGACUCAGUAGCAGUGCUCAAGUGGUGGUGUCUGUGGUUAAUCAACUGGACAUGCAGGUGGUCGUGUCCAAUGUGUCGCCCACUGUAGUUGAACAGAACAAGGAUCAGCUGAUUGGGAUUUUAGAGCGCUAUGUCCAGGACCAGAUUCCGGGAGCUAAAGUUGUCGUGGAGUCGAUCGGGCCGCGUCGUUUUGGCGAGGGUUAUGACCAGGAGGACUACUCAAAAUCUGACCUGAUGGUUUAUGCAAUUGACCCACUGACCAACAGAGCUCUCUCAAGACAGGAGCUCUUCAAGUUUUUAGAUGGGAAGUUAUUGGACAUCAAUAAGGAGUUCCAGCCCUAUCUAGGUCGUGGAGGACGCAUUCUGGAGAUCCGCACACCAGAUGUGGUGGAGAGUGUGAAGAAGGCGGUUCAGUCUGUUGGAUACACCGAAGGAGCCCUGCUGGCCCUGGCCGUCAUCAUCAUCAUGUGCUGUAUCCCAGCCAUCCUCAUCGUCAUCAUCACGUACCAACAACGGCAGGCAGAGUGUGCAAAAGCAGCAAGGAUCCAAAUGGUGCUUCCCACUGGCAAAUCCGGAGGAGCUGCCACCAACAAUCUGUAUGAAGAACUCGGCGACAGCACCAUGACUAAGAGGUGUGUUCUGAAGGAUGGCGAUCGUCAGCGUCUCAUUGGCUCAUUUGCCUCCCGUGCCAUCACUGCUCACAAGCUGUCCACCGCUAAUGGGGUCCUGCUCAACAACUUGCCUAAGUCGGAAAGCAACAUCACCUUUCUUUCAGAUGAGAAUCCUCUUACUACAACCAACCCUCUGUACCAUGAUGAUGGCACCUUUAGCAGCCCUGAGAACCAAAAUCAGAGGUAUCACCUUGGCACAUAUUCACCCAACAUGAGAGGUCUAAGAAGAUCCAUCCUGCGCUUCCCAUCUGCAGGCUCAGGUCAUGCCUGGACUUUACCCUCUAGGUUACACAAGUGGGAGAACAAUAAUGCCCUACGGAGUAGGAGGGUGGUGAUGGAUCCAGAUCAGUGGGAGCUGCAGCUGCUGAAUUCCGACCUUAAGGACAGUAAGGAGAUGAUUGAUGGGUUUGAUGGGUUUGUGGAUGAAGAUCAAGAGCCCAAAUUGACAGUAAAAGAGCAGGCACGGCAGUUUGAGCAGCAGGCCUUUCAGGAUAUGAUGCAGAAGCAAGGCCAGGACUCACGUGGGUCACUCUCUUCUGAAAUUAUUCUCUCUGUUUUUGAGACCCCGCAGUCUUCAGUCAUGGGGCAUAACAGCAGACCCCCAUCAAUAAUAAUUACCCAGAGUGAUGGAACACCUCCACCCAGUCACAAGCCAACCCCGCCAGUGCUGCGGAAGUACAGCAGAAUGACUACCUAUCCUGAUGUGGAGUCUUACGAGGUCAAUGUGGAGAUCAUCCCAGACCCACCAGAUGUACCUGCUCCACCACCCCCACCGCCUCCACCUCCGUCUAGUCCCCCACCACCUCCACCUCCCUCCAUACACAUCUAUACCAUAUUGGGAGAUGGAACCUCUCUGAGAGGCUACGGGCAGCAGGAGCAACAGCAGUUGCUUCGGCCCUCUCUCUUGAGACCAGAGGAACUCUCUAUGGAGUCUGGUAUCGACCCGGGACAGGACUAUUAUACACAGGAUUACUAUAAUUAUGACCAUGGCUAUGACUUGCCUCAGUAUGGGAGUCGUCGGAAGCUGAUCUCUCCAACAGGGGUGUAUGAUGAAUAUGGAGAAGUGAUUAUGGAAGAUGACGGCAGCUACUACUACAGCCCACACGAAUCCGAGGGAGAGUAUGGUAGAAAAAAGAGGAUCAAGCUUAUCGUAGACCGAGAAUACGAGACCAGUUCAACUGGAGAAGAAAGUGCACCUGAUUCACACAGGAACCGUCUAUCUAAUGUGAACAGCCACAGCAACAUUAAUGGGAGCAUAUACUUGGCCCAGAAUGGCUCAAUAUUCCGGACACGACGGGUCGCAUACACCAACAACAUCAAGCCCAACUCUCCAGUACGACUGGGAAAGCACUUUAAGAAACUGGACAAACUUGCUGUUACACAUGAAGAGCGAAUUCUGUUAAACAACCCCAUAAUCACAGGCGCCUCAGUAGGUGAACAGAACCUCACAACCAGGCCUUCCAGUGGGUCCCUGGCCGCCAGCAUUACAGGCCCAGAGAGUAUAGCUUCAAAAUCAAACGUGGUGAAAGGUGGGGGUGAAAGAACACAAAAUGGCAAUGAACAAGAGUCCACAUUGGACAAUCAGGAGGUGAGAGACCCUUUAGGAUCACAUAGUGACCGCACCCAGUCAGAUGAGGAGGAGCUCUGGAUGGGGCCUUGGAAUAACCUGCACAUUCCAAUGACAAAACUGUGACUUCUGACACGCAGAUACUCUUAUUGUCUUAAAGAACUUGAGGGAAAAAAUAAUAAUCUGCAGCAUAAAAUUAUAAAAUUAAAUU
Molecule: messenger RNA, 6476 nt
Organism: Carassius carassius (crucian carp)
Lineage: Eukaryota; Metazoa; Chordata; Actinopteri; Cypriniformes; Cyprinidae
Product: protocadherin-15-like
Exons: 40
Coding region: 314-6391 (2025 amino acids)
Biological process (GO): sensory perception of sound; homophilic cell-cell adhesion; inner ear development
Cellular component (GO): cell-cell junction; stereocilium; plasma membrane
Molecular function (GO): calcium ion binding
Source: RefSeq, a predicted model, not a curated record